CGAAACUCUGAUUGGGCCACCUCAUCCUCAAGGCAAGCAUGGCUGACAUGAACGUGUGUGCCGGUGUCUUCCUCAUAGUUUUGUCCGUUUUGCACCUUGUGCAAAGCGACAUUGUUAAAGGUUCUGUACCGCUUAAUUCAGGAGUGUUUGACAAAAUUAUCAACAAACAUCAAGUUGUUGUGGUCAAAUUUGAUGAAACCUAUCCUUACGGUGAAAAGCAAGAUGAAUUCAAGAAGGUUGCCCAAGCAAGUCUCACCCAGCCUAACCUUCUUAUUGCAGAGGUUCAAAUAGCAGAUUAUGGUGACAAAGAUAACGCUGACUUAGGCGAGAGGUUUGGUAUAAAGAAGGAUGACCACCCUGUCUACAAAAUGUUUGUGAAGGGAAAAGAUGAGCCAGUCACAUUCCUGGGAAAAGAUAAAAAAGCUGACGAUGUGAAAAAAUUCAUCAUGAAGGAAUCUGGUUUGUGGCUGGGCCUCCCGGCUUGUCUUGAGCAGUUUGAUAAGCUGGUCAAGGAAUUCCAUGGUGCUAGCGGCGACGCCAAGAAGAAGGUGAUUGAGAAGGCCGAGACCUCUGCCAAGGCACUCACAGAUGAAAAUGAAAAAACCUCAGCCGAAAUUUAUAUCAAAACAAUGAGAAAGGUUUUAGAAAAAGGGGAGGCUUUUAUUGACUCAGAAAUAGAACGGGUUGAAAAAUUGAAGGAUGGGAAGGUCAGUGACAAAAAGAAGGAACAGUUGGGAAACCGUUUGAAUAUUCUGACAUCAUUCCAGCUGAGAAUAAGGGAUGAGCUUUAAGUUGCUGUUUUGGUCAAAUUAUGAAUCCAGCUUUGAAUCAGAUGCAUAUGUUUUACUUUAUCAUUCGUUCUUAAGCAUUUUAACAAACAUACCCUUUCCUUACAACCUUGAUUUCAAAUGUUUUCUUGAGAAGAUAAUUAACAUUAGUCUUACAACUGCUGAGACGUUACCACAUGUAAAACACGAGAGCCUUGUCACCUCUUACACUGGAAAUGCCAUGAAGAAAGCAAGUUAACUUUGAAUCUGAGUGCACUAUCUUUGACAAAUGAUUACACACUGUAGGUACAGGAAAGUUGAGGUGGUUGUGAAAUGACCUAUUUGUAUAUUUUUAACACUGAAUGUGGGAGAAUUUUUAUGACAUUGCGAUUUUGCUGAAUUGUGCUUUUCACAGCAGCUUGUCUUUUUGUCCUGUUUUUGAAAAAUGAAUUUUUGCAAAUUGUAGAAUCCUGGAGAUCGCAACUGUAAUACCAAUAUAGAAUUGGAACAUAAGCAUGUCCUGACAUUUACACCACAUAUUCCGGGCUCUGUUUUACACAGUUACAAGUAUGUAGCAACUUAUUGUACACAUUUUGCUGAGCUAACCAAAGAACAUUAUCACCAUAUUUUUAGAUUGUUUUGUCUUGCACUGAAUUGCAAUAAGGACAUUUUGCAAGUAGUUGUUACAGGAUAGUGUUAUUGUAGCAGGGCGUGGAGUCAUCCCACAGAUGACAUCCUUACCUUGUCGGCUUGCUGACGGGUUAACCUCUUUAGUCACGUGGACAAGGCUUCUGACUUCGGAUCAGAAUGUCCGUGGUUCGAAUCCCAGGACGGGCUUCGGAAAUUUUAUCCGCUACAUUAUUUGCAUCAGAUUUGCACCAAUUUUUCACAUUUUCCUGGAUUUAGAUACCUGGAUAUGACAUGUGGUUGUUUGAAUUUGUUCUUAUGCAGCACAGAAAGUGGUGUUUUUUUACAGUUCAGGUUAUUACAAAUACUUCAUCUUUGAUAUUGUCUAUUGGUUUAAAAUAUUUAAUAUUUUGUGACAAAGACAUUUUAUAGUCAAACUUUCCAUUUGCUCAAUAUUGUGCAUUUAUUUCAUUUUCUAGUGGUUAUGUUUCAGUACUGUUAUUGUCAUCAUAAUAUAAUUAUUCAUGUGGUAAUGUAGUUUUAAAUUUAGGAUGUACAAUCCGUUACAGGACAUUCUCUUAAAUUAGGCUCGUCUAGAACUAGACAGUGUUUUAGAUAUAAUUGUGUAACUGACAGGAUCCAGUUGAUCAUUCCUUGAUAAGGUACCUGCAUCUGUGCCAAAUACCUUGCAUUUUAACACUGAAGAAGUGCUCUUUCCAUAGACAUGUGUGGUCAGUGGUGUUUGUUGGGUUCAUACAAAUUGAAGUAUUGGAGGGUUUUAAAUUUGUUAUAAUACAAAGAUUUUGUAAAUCCAUUUAUUUGUAGGUUUGCAUUUUUCACCGAUUCUUGAGAUGGAAUUUUUGCGCAAAA
Haliotis rubra (blacklip abalone) is the source of this 2264-nucleotide messenger RNA. RefSeq names its product endoplasmic reticulum resident protein 29-like. The record is from RefSeq and is a predicted model, not a curated record. The transcript is spliced from 4 exons. Gene Ontology annotation, cellular component: endoplasmic reticulum lumen; endoplasmic reticulum. NCBI's taxonomy places the organism in Eukaryota, Metazoa, Mollusca, Gastropoda, Lepetellida, Haliotidae. Gene Ontology annotation, biological process: protein secretion. Bases 39 to 791 code for a protein of 250 amino acids.